Messenger RNA from Melitaea cinxia (Glanville fritillary), 1875 nucleotides. RefSeq lists its product as uncharacterized. Lineage: Eukaryota; Metazoa; Arthropoda; Insecta; Lepidoptera; Nymphalidae. The coding region runs from base 1 to 1875 and encodes 624 amino acids. The transcript is spliced from 4 exons. The record is from RefSeq and is a predicted model, not a curated record.
AUGCGUAGCAUUCCUCAGGCUCCCGACGUUAAUGAUGCAGAUGUUACAAUGAUUAAUGUAGAACUCAAAAUGUUGACUAAUGCACAACACAGGUCUAUCAUUGUAUUGUGCUGUUAUUUUCCUCAUAAUUGUAGACAAUCAGAUUCUCAAUUAAAACUAUUUGAAUACAUCUCGGAUUUACGUUUAGAUUUUCCUCUUCAUAAUAUUGUCGUGAUGGGUGAUUUUAAUAUUCCAAAUGCCACAUGGUCAAUACAAAACAACUGUAGUAGUCUUGCAUUACAAAAUAUUUCGCAGAGCGUGCUUACUUACCAACUGUCUUCAUUUAUAAACUUUACCAACUUGCAACAAUAUAAUUGUGUUUUUAAUGUCAAUGAUAGAUUGUUGGAUCUUGUUCUUUCUGACUUGAAGUGCCUUGUAUCUAGGACUCUGCCUUUGUCGGAGCCAGAGGAUAUUCAUCAUCCCUCGCUUAGUAUAGUGAUAAAUAUUUAUUCCAUGGAGAGGAAUCUUAGCCUUAAUCGCCACUUAGUCCGUAAAUAUAAUAAAGCAGAUUAUAGCAUUGUGAAUACACAGCUAUCAAAAAUUAAUUGGAGAGUUGAACUAGAGGAUAAAGAUAUUACCGAGGCUGUUGAUACGUUCUAUAGUAUCGUGAACGAUGUAAUUGACAGAUACAUUCCAUCUAAAUUAGCCACAGAGACUGGGUAUCCUGUUUGGUAUUCCCGGCGGUUGAUUAAACUUUUAAAUGUGAAAUUAAAAUGGCAUAAAAAAUGGAAAACGUAUGGAAGGAUUAAAUUUUGGUCUUUUAUUAAAUCUAAGAAAGAACACAUUGGUAUACCUGAUACUAUGUAUUUGGAUUUGCAAUCUGGCUCAGAUGGACAAACAAUAACCAACAUGUUCAGUUGCUUUUUCCAAUCUGUAUUUGAACCAAAUAUAUCAUUCUCGCUUAAUACUAUGGAUUAUAACUCUAAUACAAUCAUUGCUUCUUUAGAUAUAUCAGAGAAUAAAGUACAAUCAUACUUAGCUAAAUUAGAUGUACGCAAGGGGAGCGGGCCAGAUUCUAUUCAUCCUAUGUUCUUAAAACAAUGUAGUAAAACUUUAAGCAUACCUUUAACUAUUUUAUUUAAAAAAUCCUUGAAUACGGGCUGUAUACCUAAAGAGUGGAAGAAAUCUUUGAUAACUCCGAUUCAUAAGGGUCUUGACAGGAGGAAUGUAAGAAAUUAUCGUGGAAUCUCUAAAUUGUCCUCUAUACCAAAGCUUUUCGAAAAAAUUGUAUAUGACAUGAUAUACCCGGUGUUGAGACCCUUGUUAAUGAGUAGCCAGCAUGGGUUUAUCAAUAAGCGAUCGACUGAAUCUAAUCUUUGUGAGUUUUUAGAUAUUGUACUUAAUGCAAUGGACUCAGGACACCAAGUUGAUGUUAUAUACACUGAUUACGCAAAGGCUUUUGAUAAAAUUUCACAUAGUCUUCUAAUAAAAAAACUUGAACAUAUCGGAAUUCAUGGGAAUUUACUUAGGUGGCUGACAUCCUAUCUGCGUGAUCGGUCACAGGCUGUGGCGAUUAAGGGUUACACCUCUUCGUUUGUUCCAAUUACUUCUGGAGUACCACAGGGCUCACAUUUAGGACCUCUACUAUUUAAUGUAUUUGUUAAUGACAUUGAUAAGUGCUUUUUGAAUUCAAAUACUCUCAGUACCUACUUAGUAGGGUAUCGUUUAGGUGCCCCAGUUAUUGCACAAGAUCCCGAGCAACUUUCUCCCCCUCUGUCACUCGGACAAGGUAUUGUGGCAACUCAUUUCUCGCAAGGUCAUGUAAAGUAUAUGACGACCGCAAGCGAGAGACGUCGGGGUAAAGCGAUGGUGACAGAUGACAGCGUCGACUUGUGA